GAGAGAGAGAGAGUGAUGAUGGCGGAGGAAGAUCGGCGCUGAGCGCAUCUUUAUAUAAUUGCGUUCACUGAGGUUAUUGCAAUUAUAAAACAUAAUCGGCCUGCUCGCUAGAUCCAGCCAUGGGUAACGAGGCGAGCAUGGAGGGCGGUGAAGGGGCCGCUAUGGUGGGGAUGUCGGUUUCAGCACCGAGCUCUGGACAGCUCCUGAAGCCCGUCAAUGGCGCGGCGGCCGGCGCUGGAGCAUCCCUCGAACCCAAGGCGGGGGUGAAUAGGCUGGCUGGAGGGGGAGGCCCACCAUCAAGCCCAAAACUAGGCUAUGGAACCGGUAGUGAUCGAGGGCCAGGUGGUGACUUUGGCAUGGGCGGCAUUAAAGCAAGUGGAAACCCUUACAAAAAGCCAGUCCAUGAUGGACCUAGACAUUCCCAGACUUCUUCUACACAUCAAUCUCAAAUUCAAGCUUCAUCAGGGGGCAUGGGACCCAACCAAAGCCCUGGACAACAUGCCUCCAGACGCAACCUCCAGGUGGACUUCAGCAGCAGUAGUGGUCGAACAGGCCGCUCACCGUCAGUGUCUCCCGAUAGAGCUAGUGCACCAACUUCACCAUACUCAGUACCCCAGAUUGCACCGAUGCCAAGCAGUAAGCUCUGUCCAGUUUGCAAUACUACAGAGUUGACAAAUUUUGAUGGGUCACCAAACUUCAACAAGUGUACACAGUGCCACACUACAGUGUGCAACCAGUGCGGCUUCAACCCCAACCCACACCUUGCAGGGGUCAACGAGUGGCUCUGUUUAAACUGCCAGAUGCAGCGGGCUUUGGGAAUAGACAUGACAACACCACGUUCUAAGAGUCAGCAGCAGAUACAUUCUCCUUCUCAUCAACCUAAGGCUGACCCCAUACCCAAGACCCAACCCUCAGCUCAUCCCACGCCGCAGCUACAAACCCAAAACCAGACACCGAUGAAAAUUCAGCCUCAGCCUCAGACUCAAACCCAAGCUUUCCAGAAACAGAUGGGUCCUACUGGACCUAACCAGACUGGACUUCACAGUGGGCCACAAACUAGUCUCCAGACACAAAAAGAACAACCACAAGCAGGAAAUACACAAUCAGGUUCCCAGUCAGGGCCCAAGAAUACCCAGAGACAACGAGGCGAGGUAUUGGGACCAAAAAGUCCAGAAAGGGUGGCCCAAACAGGCCGGAUUCCUCAUCCAGGGGCAGUGCCUUUACCUGGCUUAGCAAAGGCACAAUCACAGUCUGAUCUGGGGCGCAGCACUCCAGUACGGUUUGGAGGUCAACCCGAUAAGACCCGAAGUGCUGGAAGCUCCCCGGCUCAUCACCCAACAUCCCACGAGGCUCCUCAAGAUGGUUUAACUAAGCUGUUUGGUUUUGGGGCAUCUCUUCUAAAUCAGGCAAGCACCCUUAUUUCUGUUGAUCCUCUUCCUGGAUCCUCACCGCACCCCUCGCCUGCCCGUAACCAGAGUGCCCAGGGGACAAAGGUGAUUUUUAGUGAUGCUAAUGCUGGAGCUAGUGCUAAAACUAAUGCAGGGCCACCCGGCACUGCCAAAACAGGCCCAGGCGGAGUGACAUUCCCCAAAGGUCCUGGAGCCCAUCUCCAAAAACAGCCUCUGCAGCAGCAGUCACCAGUGCAUCAUCAAAAAGGGCUGAAACAACAGCAGUCGCCGACACACCAUCAAACAACACCGCAGCAGCAGCAGUCACCGCUAAAGCAGCCUCCACCUCAGCCAGUUAGUCAGAAACCAGACGUUACCUGCCCACUAUGCAAGACUGCUUUCAAUGUUGGAACAACAGAUCCACCAAACUACAGGUCAUGCACCCAAUGUCAUACAGAGGUGUGCAAUCUUUGUGGUUUCAAUCCCACACCACAUCUGGUGGAGUGGUCUCAGCCAAGGAAGGCCAUGACAUUCACAAGAGCACAGGAGAAGCGAAAACGGUCCCCAUGCCGUCAACCAGCGGGUUCACCUCGGCAUCAACAACUUUCCAGCAAGCAGCAGCAAGGGCUUCAGACAAUGUCAUCACAGCAGAAACCUCCUGUUUCUCAACAGAGUGAUUUCUCUUCCCCCAUAGCCAGACCAGCAAGCGAUAUAAAAACUUUUACACAGCCUGUUACAGCUACAAAACCUCCUGUGUCUACCACUGCUGCAUUUGCUGGUAAAGAAGAGAGGAAGGAAACUGCACCCAAACUAGAUAAAGGGCCUGACCCUGGUGAUAGAGACAAUAAACCAACUCAAAAGAGAGGAACAACAGAGUCAAUACAGACGCCUUCUAAAGAUGAAAAGAAAGAAUUACAGAGUAUUACCAAAUACUAUGAGGAAACCAGCAAGACAAACAGCAAUCAUGACCUAUCACGAAGUCCACAGAGUUUGAGUGAUACUGGCUAUUCCUCGGAUGGAAUCUCCAGUUCACAUAGUGAAAUUACUGGCCUUAUCCAGGAGGAAGAGCUAAAAAUGAGCGAGAGAGGUCUGACUGGACACCAUACACCACCAAGUCCAUCUGAGCUGAUUAAGCUGGAGAGCUCCAUGCGACCUCUUCUAGAGUCUAAAUUUUCAUCUGAAGGGGAAAGAGCACAGGACAAGAAGCGUGGAAAACAGCAACAUGGUGACAUCAGGAAACAUCAGUCUCGCUCAAUAUCAAUUAGUCCAGAGGAAUAUGACUCAGAUGAGGACUUUGAAGGCAUUAUGGAAGAGGAGGAAGAUCCAGCUGAGGAAGAGCUUAGAGCAAUUGCUGCUUUAGGGGAUAACAGUAGCCAUAAAAAAAGAAAUUUAGAACCUGAAGAGAUUACCGAUGAGGAGUUUAUGAGAAGGCAAAUUAUGGAGAUGAGUGCUGAUGAGGAGAAUGAGGAUGAAGAUGAAGAAGAGGAAAUGGAAGAAGAGGAUGAUGAUGAGGAUGAAGGCUAUGGCUACAAAAAGCUAAAAAAGACUCAAAAGCACAUCAGUGACUCAGGAAAAGAAAAGCGCCGUCUAACUUAUCACUCUAGUAGCUUUGAGGAGGAUAGUAAAACAACUAGUGAUGUAUACAAAGGAUCAGCUGAAGAGGACCUCAUGGCCUCGCAAGGAGGCUUACGCAGAUUUAAGACCAUAGAAUUGAACAACACUAACAGUUAUAGUCGAGACAUGGAGUUAAACAAUGACAAUGACCUGAGUCUCGACCGAGAGCCUGAGCUGGAGAUGGAAAGCCUCACUGGUUCUCCAGAAGAACAGUCAAGAGGGGAAUAUUCCUCCACCCUCCCACCAACCACCUCUAGCUAUACCUCAGGGAUAUCCCCUACUUCCAUAUCAUCCAUGGAAGAUGACAGUGACAGUAGUCCUAGUCGAAGGCAGCAGCUGGAGGAGGCAAAGCAGCAGAGGAAGGCCAGACAUCGCUCCCAUGGCCCUCUCCUUCCUACCAUUGAGGAUUCCUCAGAAGAAGACGAAUUGAGGGAAGAAGAAGAACUUCUAAGGGAGCAGGAAAAGAUGAGAGAAGUGGAGCAGCAGAGAAUACGAAGCACUGUCCGGAAAACGAAACGUGACAAAGAAGAGCUAAGAGCACAAAGGCGCAGAGAACGAUCCAAGACUCCCCCAAGCAAUCUAUCCCCCAUUGAGGAUGCUUCGCCAACAGAGGAGCUAAGACAGGCAGCCGAGAUGGAGGAACUCCACCGGUCCUCUUGCUCAGAAUACUCUCCUUCAGCUGACUCAGAUGCUGAGGGCUAUGAAAUUUCAUCAAAGCUGUACAAAUCUGGUAGUGAGUAUAACCUACCAACCUAUAUGUCACUUUAUUCUCCUACUGAAAAACCACAAACUACAUCAUCUACAGCUGCUAUAACAACUUCCUCUAGUGGCAAACAAUUAAAAAGUGCAGAAGAAGUAUAUGAAGAAAUGAUGAGGAAAGCAGAGAUGUUGCAGAAACAACAAAAGCAGCAGACACAGCAGCAAUCAGGCUCAGGUCUGAUUUUACAACAGUACAGCACAACCACCUAUCAAGAGUCAGACAUUAGAAAUAGACAAGAUAUUGAGGAUGAAUAUGAUUAUCCUGAUCAAGAUGAUCUCCACUAUGAGAAUGAGGAGACAGUAGAUAUCAAUGAAGAGAUCCGACAGACCUCACAAAACAUUUCAAAACAGCUUGAUGACCAAAUGGAGAUGGAUGUGUCCUAUUCAGAAAAGCAGUUAUUAGAUACAGGCUCAGCCUUUGCUAAGUUACUGGAACAAAGCAACGCUUUACUGACUCCUGGCACAAGUCCCACCCAGCUCUCAGCACCAGUAUCAUUUGCUGAAACUGGGACAGGAGGACGGAUACCUGAUGUCAGAGUAACACAACAUUUUUCAAAAGAUGGGUCCAAAGAUAGACUUAGAAAUCAAACUGGUAAAAAUGGUAUUACACCAACAGUUGCUGCCACAACUAUUGCUGCUUAUGGAGUGUAUGCCAGGGAUACUGUCACUGUCUCUCAUACUAGUGCCAGUCAAACAGUGUCCACCACACAACCCAACUUAAAAGAUUGGCAAACUACCACAACCACCGCUGGUGUUUCAAAUGUGUCUCAUAAAAUAGCUGCAAUCACUCAAGCUUACAACCAAAGAGAAAGUGCUGCAAGGAAAAUGGCAAUCAGCAAAGGAGUCCAAAUGAGGGAUAAUUCAACAUCAUCAGAAACUAUAAUUGAAUCUGGCCCAAGUUCAGUUAGGUGUUAUACUUACCAUGAAAGGAGUCCACCUCUUUCUCCCACUUCAUCUCCUCUUCAUAGUCCAACAAGAUCUCUGUCUAGGAGAACAGCUGACCUUUCAACUCAAACGUUUAGCCCUUCAAUGUUAGCUUCUUCAGGGAAUGCUUCUCACACCACUUUGGUUAUGGCACAGGGUACUCAGACUUCACAUGGGGCUGUUUCACCCAGCCUUUUCAGACAGCAGUCUUCUCAAGAUACCUAUUUUAUUGUUAGAACAGAGGAGCUUGAGCCCACUAGUCCACCAAAGUCAGUUACAGUUAACACAGCAACAUCUCCUCUGUCUUCACCAACAAGAUUUAGCCGCCAAUCAACAUUUGAUGCCUACUCACCUCCUGUCAGCCCUCCUGAUACUCCACCACAUCAAUUAUCACCCCAACAUGGUUUCUACAAAAACUAUGGAGCUGAAAAAAUUAAUGUCGGAACUAGCAUUGUCACCACUGCUAGCAUGUAUACACGUGGAUCACUGUCAAUGGAAAACAUAUCACUUUGUCGGAUUUCGACAGUUCCUGGUACUUCAAGAAUUGAGCAAGGACAAAGGUUACAGAGUGGAAGUGUAGUAGAUCUACGAACUGGAAUAAAGCCAACACCAAUUAUUAUGACUGACCAAGGAAUGGACUUGACUUCCUUAGCCACAGAAUCUCGAAAAUAUUCUGGGUCUGUUGAAGGAAGCCCCAUUCGUCAAUCCACAACUAUUCAGCCCUUAAUAAUGAACCUGAAUACGCAGGAGCAGCUGCAUGUUGUGACAUCAACAGCAACAACUGUCAGUGUUACUGUAGCUGCAUCUAUGUUCAUUUCCCAGCCUAAGCACCCUGUGCUGUAUUGUGAUCCUCUUGAAAACAGAUUUGAUUUGGGCAAAGAUAUGGGAACAGUAGUUUGCCUGGCACCAAAUAAGCCACCACCAGUUGAUCCAUCCAUACCAAAGAUCGAUGCUAAGCUGGAAGACCUGAGUAUCCAGCAGCAGCAGUUACUUAAACAGCAGCAGAAGCUUCAAGAUCAACAACAACUUCUUGAGCAGCAGCUUCAACAACAUCAUCAGCUUCAACAACAACAAGCUGCCUCUUUUGCAAAGUUGAACUUGUCUAGCCAACUACCUCUAUUCAAAAAGGAUAUGCUUGUCACUCAAAAAAGCACUGCCACUGAGGUCAAUGUCAUCUCGCCGGGUAUGACAUCUGAGGUUUAUAGUGUUGGAGGUCCACUUGAGUUAAGGGGAAAGCAAGCAGAGACAAGUAUCAUUAAUCUAACAAAUGUCAAGCCUCAUGGGAUGAUGGUCCAGAUAGAUGGCACUGCACAAGGAGCCACUAUAACACAACUAAUCAAACCAGAGGAAGGCCAGGAUGCAAUGAAUUUAACAGGGCAAAUAAAAUCAGAAAAUCAAGUAACUUGUUGUGAUAUGGUAUAUAACUUGCCAUUUGGCGGCAGCUGUGUGGGUGGUCCAUUCUCCCAGAAACCAGUCACAGAUGAGACUUCUAAGCCAUCAUCAAGAGCACCUUCCUCACUACCACAGCUCUAUCAACAACAUGGUUUACGGCAAGAUGGGCAGACAUACCAAGAUUACACAAUUAAAUCAUACACAUUGCCUCUCCCUGGACGACUACAACCAUCAAUGUCUGAAACAAACCUUGCAGAGACAGGGUUGUCAUCAUAUUCAGCGAAGCUUGAUCCCCAAUUUCAUGCCUCUGGGGAAUUAUUCACAGACACAGUAAAGGAUGGCUAUGAUGGAGGGUACCUUGGAAUCGGGCUUCAGUAUGGCUCCUACACAGAUCUUCGUCAGGGUGAUGUUGCAGAUCUUCCAAUUAGAAGGUACAGCUCCCUGACCAACAUCAGCUCAGAUUAUGGAUAUUUCUCAGGUGAUUUUGCAGAAUCUAAUCUUGCCCAAUACAGUGCUACAACUGCCAGAGAGAUAAGUCGCAUGUGUGCAGCCCUUAACUCCAUAGAUAGAUAUAGUAGUAACCCUGACAUACUACAGCUGGGCACCGGAAGAAGUAGUGGUCCACCUAGUAGAAUUAGUCUGCCCCAAAGUCACAGACCUGGUUUCAAGUACAGCCCAGAUGGAAAGCCUCUUUCCCACAGUCAAGCGCUAACUGAUCUAAUCAAUGCAAGACAAGCCAGUCUUCGAGCUAUGUAUCCAUCAGCUAUUAGAUCAGCUGACGGCAUGAUCUAUUCAACUAUAAACACACCAAUUGCAUCAACAGUUCCAAUAACUACCCAACCUGCACCUGUGCUACGGCCUUUAUUAAGCGGGGUAUAUAGACCUUAUCCUACACCAAAUAUGACACCAAUACCCCUGGCAAGCCUAACUAGACUGCCACUAGAUCGAAGGACUGGGCAGGCACCUUUCCAAUGUUCUACACCUAAUCCUCUCCCUGUUACAACAUCUACAAAAGUUUCUGAGUCUCUAGCUAUCACAACAGUUCAAGAUGCCCCAUUGUACCUUGGUAAGUCUCCAGUAAGCCUAACAGUAGCUGGAACAGUAACACAACCAAUUCAGCCUUCUUCUGUACCUGCUGGUCCUAUCACAUCAGCACCUAUUUCAACACCAAUGGCCAUGGCAAUGAGCCAACCUUAUAUCCAGUUGCAACCAAUAAAUCUAUCUCAGCCCCACCUUCAGGCCAAGUCCACUGCCCAGCCUCCUAUACAACACCAACUACCAGUGCAAGGUCAUCCUAUUGCUUCCAAAACACAGCCACCCCCAUCAUCUCAAGGAGGUAGAACCACUGCUGCUGCUAUCAGAAGUAUUGCUCCAAACCAAGAAAAAGGAACAGAGGAAAGACUGCAUCAACAGCAGGAAGAGCUUUUGCAGCUUGAGAGAGAAAGAGUAGAACUGGAAAAAUUGCGACAGCUAAGGCUUCAGGAGGAGCUUGAGCGGGAGCGUGCAGAACUGCAGAGGAAUAGAGAAAAAGAGCAGAUGCUAGUGCAGCGAGAAAUUCAGGAAUUGCAGACUAUAAAGCAUCAAGUUUUGCAGCAACAACAAGCUGAGAGAGAAAGCCAGUUGGUCCUACAGAGAGAGCAAUUAGCUCAACAAAAACAGCAGCUUGAGCAGAUACAAUCUUUGCAACAACAGUUACAGCAGCAGCUUGAAGAACAAAAGAGACAAAAGACUGCCACACCUAUUGCUGCAGCCAGUGCAAAUACUCAAAUCCUCAGUGAUCAAUCUGGCAGAAUAUUUCAGCCACAGGAAUUGGCCACUGAUAUGUUGUAUAGUGAUGUUCAGGUUUAUUUAAGACCACUACCAAAUUCUACAUCAGAGAUAUGCUUGAGAAAUAGUGAAAAUCAGACAGAAAUCAGGUCCAUGCGUAAACAAAGAUCAAUGCCUCGACUGCAAGAUGGAAAUGAUGGAGAAGUGGCAAUGUUUUCCUUGCCCCAAAGGCUUGUAGACUGCAGUGUGCAAACUGAUGAUGAAGAUGGAGAGGAGAGGUACCUGGUAUCAAGAAGACGACGGACUAGGCGCAGUGUGGACUGCAGUGUUCAGACAGAUGAUGAUGAAGACAAGGCAGAGUGGGAGCAGCCAGUUAGACGUAGACGUUCCCGUUACACAAGACAUUCUGGUGAAUCUGGUGUAGACCAUAAAUCUGAAGCACCUCCUUUUACCACUUCAGCUGCUAAGACAGCAUCUUCCAGCAUUGCCAUCCAGACAAUUCGAGACUGUUCUUGCCAAACUGAGACAGAGCAGCUGGUUAGAGUAUCUCCAAGCAUACAUGUCACCAUGCCAGACCCCAGCAAGGUUGAAAUUGUCCACUAUAUUUCUGGUCCUGAGAGAACACAGAAUGGUCAAAGCUUAGCUUGCCAAACUGACCCCGAGACACAGUCUCAAAGCAUAGUUAUUCCACAGAUUAGCAUUGCUACCACUGUCAGUCCCACAAGUGUCCAGUUAGUUGGUUCUGCAGAUCCACUCUCUCCAGGUCAACAGAGUGCUGUGAAGUUUGGGAGGCGGAGACCUGAUCCUUUGGAGUUUGGCUACCAGCAGCAUCACCUGCAUAAUGAGUCUUUGUCCAGCUUGAUCCGGCAACAACCUAAAUCUCCACAGGUGCUGUAUUCUCCUGUUUCUCCUCUUUCUUCUCCACAACGCAUCAUAGAAACAUCAUUCUCUUCUAGUGAGAGGCUGAAUAAAGCACAUGUCAACCCGCAGCAGAAGUCCUGUAUUGCUGAGACAUCACAGAGACAUCAGGCCCUUCCCCGCCCAAUGAAGAAUAUUCAGAGAUCUAUGUCAGACCCUAAGCCUCUCAGCCCAACUACAGAUGAAAAUACCAAGGCUAGGAUUUCACUUUAUCAACAGCAAGUCCUUCAGAGUCAGCUGGCAGCCCUGCAGCAGAGCUCCCUGCUAAGGAAGGUGAAGAGGACCUUGCCCAGCCCCCCACCAGAGGAGACUCAUCUGCCUAUGGUCACCCCUAACCUAUCCCACAUGCUUGUGCCCUCUCUGCCCUCUCUGAAAGGGGGUUCUCGUUUAGCUGCAAAGGCUAGUCUACUUAAGGACUUGACCCAUGAGCUGAAGGCUGUUGAACAGGAAUCUACAAAGCUACGUAAGCAGCAGGCUGAGUUGGAGGAGGAAGAAAAGGAAAUUGAUGCCAAGCUUAGAUACCUGGAGUUGGGCAUCACACAGCGAAAAGAAACAUUGGCAAAGGAAAGAGACAGGAGGGAGCUAGCAUACCUGCGCUGCAUGGGUGAUUCGCGAGAUUAUAUGUCAGACUCUGAACUCAACAAUCUUCGCCUGACAGCUGGGGCCACAUCCUUUGACAGCAAUGGGCUAAUGACAAGACCUAGCACGGCACCACUCAGCCAGUUUACCUGUGAGCUAAAUACUGCUGCCCAGUUUCCCCCCACAUCAUCUUUUGUGUCGUACCAGUACCCCCAAAGUCUCCAAACGGCACCUACCCCACAGGCCUCUACACUGCAGAGCACAGGUUUCAACCAACCUCCCUAUCCAUCAGUAACCCAAGCUCAAGCUCUCCCCCAACCCACCCCCUUGCAGACUUAUCCAACCCUAUCUUAUCAUGUCCAAGGGCCAUUUCCUUCCCAAGCCUUCCCACAGAACCAGCCUCCAUAUCCAGCAGACACUUCAGUGCCACCUCCAGCACAGCCAAGCCAACCAGGGUUUCAGCCUACCCUACCACCUACUGGUCCAGUCCCUUAUCCAACCCACAGUACACCAUACCCAAGCCAGGCACCCCCCUAUCCGGUCAGUCAAGCGAACACUUAUCAGCCACAGACAGACACUCUCACUUUUCACCAAAAGCCACGACAGACAUCGCUUGCUGACCUUGAACACAAGAUGCCCAUAAAUUAUGAGGUUAUAAGCAAUCCUACAGUUGUAGUAACAACCACUGCCCAAGAUAUCACUUACAGCCAGUCUGGUUUGGGUCCAUCUUAUGGCCAAUACAGUACAACUAUGGCAAGCACUUAUGGCCCCUACUCCUCAUCUGUAUCAAAUACAUAUGGUGGGUCUUUAACAACCUCUGCAGCCUCGGGUUAUGGGCCAUACACAACAAACUCAUCCAGUAGUUAUGGGCAGUACACAACAACUAUUGCAAAUACUUAUGGAUAUACAGUAACUACAGCUAGUUCCUAUGGGCAAUAUAAUACCAUUGUUACAAAUACAUAUGGGCAGACAACACUAUCUGACCAUACACACUCAAUGGAGAGCCCCUCUAUGUACACCAGUGAAGGCCUAUACGGAUCAUCCAGCCUCGAGCAGAAUGUCCCAAGGAACUAUGUCAUGAUUGAUGACAUAUGUGAACUCACCAAGGAAGGCAUGGGCACUAGUUUAGACUCACAUCGCAAUGAGGGUCAUGGACUAUAUGGGAGUGACGGACUUCACACUCGAGGGGGGAGCACCUUUGGCAGACCAGAGGAUGAACGUGAUGCAGAUCUGUACGACCAGCAUCAUGGCAGGGGUAAGAGCACCUGCAACUACCAAGCACAAGGGGCACAUACGCAUGGCCGGGUAGUGGGAAGUAGUAGCAUGGGUGGGGGAUCAUCAUAUUACUAUGAUGACUGCAGUCACUCAACACCUACAUGGGCAGCCCAGAGGCACUCCUCAAAGAACCAGUGCCCUUCAGCCGUCAUGUCCUCCAGGAGGAGCAAACAUCGUAAACAAGGCAUUGAGCAGAAGAUAUCCAAGUUUUCCCCAAUUGAGGAGGCUCAUGAUGUGGAGGCUGAUCUGGCCUCUUACACCAUGAGCACCUCUACAACCAGUGGUUAUGACUCAGGUUCCCAUUACGAUAAACUUCAGGAUGGCAUCUAUGGGCUACGGAGUACUUACAGUCCACAACGGGGCUACUAUAAUGAUGAACAUCUCUAUGGCUACGGCAGGUCCCGUUCAGCUGGUUAUGGAAUGGACAAAAUCUCUCCCUGCGAGAGGGCCUACAGAAGCAGGUCAUAUGAACGGGACCGUAUAGACCGGUCAUACCACAGCAACUAUGGCCACAGUGUGCGCCCUGCUUUGCAUUCUCAAAAUUCAGAAAAGGAGAACUCCCACCUCAUGACAAAGCUCAUGAGUGUUGGGAGGGCUUUCGGCUAUCCAUCAAAUUCAUAUGGUUCAAGUCACUCUCUACCUGAUGUGCAGGACCAUAUUCGAGACCUGCCCCGGACCCAUGUCUACAAACCAGAUGAUAUGUAUAUAAUUGACGAUAUGCAUUGUGCUGUUUCUGACAGCGAAGUGUGCAAUCCUCUUUCGCCAUCAGACAUGGAGAUUGAUUGUGAUCUGCUUUUGGUUUCCAAAGCAUACCAUCUUGGUCAAGAGGAGACAGACUGGUUUGAGAAGCCUCGUGAUGUUCGUGGUUCCCGUCACUAUGGCAGCAGUGGUCAUUCUGGGAGGCGAGGCCAUGUCAAGCACACAUACCAUGAUUAUGAUGAGCCACCAGAAGAUCUUUGGCCACAAGAUGAUUAUGGUCACACCAGCCAGAUUUCCUCUAGAGAGCACCGCCAUCACAGCAGUGGAAGUUCCGGUAGGCACUCCUCACGCCACUCAGAUGAGCCUCGUUCCUCUCGAUCAUCACGUUCCUCAAAGGAUCCAUCUAUGCGACAUGACUCCCGCUCCUUGUCAUCUUCAGGGAGGAGGGGAGAAUCUCGUUCUCAGGGCUACCACUCAUCAGAUUAUUCCCGUGACACCUCAGGCCACCACCAUAGCUCCCGUUCUGGAAAACAAUCCUCCCACCAUCAAGGGUCCUCCAGCAGGAAGCAACAGGACCACCCCUCAUCAUCCAGACAGCCAGGAUCUCUUGGGCCUGGACAGAAGGGUCCAAGUGGACCUUCAAGCUCAAGCAGGCAAGCUGUCUCUCAGCCACCUGUUGAUGGGCAGCAAGGUCAGCGAACACAGCUUCAGCAGCAGGCACAGAUAUCAGCUGCCAGGCCAGGCUCUCAGACAUCUGCCACAGGCACAACACAACCACAGUUAGUACAAGCCCAGCAACUGCAAGCUAAACCAGGCCAGACUGGUCCAAGUUCUCGACAACCCACCUCAGCAGCACAGACUUCCCCAGCUGUAACUAAACCAGAGCCCACCCCUGCCAUUGCUAUUGGAGCAAAAGCAGUCCCCAGCCAACCUGCCAAAACAGCCCAACCUCCACUUACUGGAAUAGGCUCCAAAGCAGCUCCAAGGCCUGGUGGAAUUGGCAGUGCAGCUGCAGGUCAGCCGGGUGUAGACGGAGAGAGCAUGCUGACUAAAAUUUUGCCUGGAGGAGCUGCAGAGCAAGCUGGCAAAUUAGGAGAAGCCAUCUCUGGAUUUGGCAAAAAGUUCACCUCCUUGUGGUGAGGUAGUACAAUUAAAGGGCGUCUAAAAUGACAGAUGAUGUUUUUGCACUGGAAAAACCUAUGAAGUUUCCCUAUUAUGUUUUAAUUUAAAGAGAAGACAACUCAUGAAAGAAAGUGAGAGGGAGAGAAGCUGUCUGGUUGUUCUGCCAACCAGGACUGGAAUCACAGGACUUUAGGUCUGGGUCAUAAAUCAAAGGCGACAACACUGUUCGCUCUGAAAGCCAGACAAUUAUUUGGGAAUUCUGUGUCUGUGUUCUAACCGAACAGCAUGGCCAAAGAUAUUAACAGCCAACUUUGAGCAUGACAGCUCCAAACAACCUGCUCCUCCUGGCCUACAGAACACAGUACAUGAAGGCAGCGGAGAGCGAUGACUCCAGUCGCACAAUAUCAACAAACUCAACAGGUCAAUCAGUGUAACUUGAUAAUGCCUACAGUAAAUCUUGAAACCUGUGUGUGCAUUACUCUGAAAACAAGCUGACAUGUUCUCAUUAGAGCAGCACAGCGAGUGACUUACGGAGAAGUGUGAUUCCGUGUUUCUCUUGUUACUUGGGAAAUACUUUUCACUCCCCUCUCAGGAACGGAAGAAAUAGCAAUGUUAGGACACUUAGAAAAACUUCAUAGGUUUUUCCUAAAAGAAGAAAAAAAAAGGAAAAUCAUGAACGUGGUAACUAUAACACACAUCUCUAUGCUAAGUCCUUUAACUCAACAUUCCAGAAUGAAAAAAAAAAAUCCUGUUUGUUUGUUUUUGUCUUUUUUCUUCAUUCUCUUGCUAUGUGCUCUAAAAGUGUAAAGUGGACAAGGAAUGCAUGUAAUCCAAGACCUUACACUGUUCACAAUAUCAAUGAGAGAUUGACAAAGAGGAUUUGUGCAUUUAUACUCCAGCAGAGAGAAUAUGAAGAAGAGGACGAAAGAAAUUCUAGAACAAGCCCAAACAUAAGACUCAGAUCAUCACAUAAGACAUCACUUGGAAAACAAUGUCAGGUUCUGACCAAUCAGGUCUUUUUUUAUUCAUUGUCCUUUCCAAAGUAUUAAGAAAUUGCCCUCAGGCUGCAGAUGGGGUGUUUUUACAACCAUUGCACAGCACUGGCGAGUUGAAAUCUUGUGCAUUAUCUUUUUGUUUUGUUGUUCUAUUGUCGCCUUGCUAUGUUUGUAGAGUGUUUAACAUAUUUUUCUAUUCAUGGUAUUUAUUUAU
Molecule: messenger RNA, 13646 nt
Organism: Sinocyclocheilus rhinocerous
Lineage: Eukaryota; Metazoa; Chordata; Actinopteri; Cypriniformes; Cyprinidae
Product: protein bassoon-like
Exons: 14
Coding region: 120-12455 (4111 amino acids)
Biological process (GO): presynaptic active zone assembly; protein localization to synapse
Cellular component (GO): cytoskeleton of presynaptic active zone; GABA-ergic synapse; glutamatergic synapse
Molecular function (GO): metal ion binding; structural constituent of presynaptic active zone
Source: RefSeq, a predicted model, not a curated record